Molecule: messenger RNA, 2022 nt
Organism: Penicillium cinerascens
Lineage: Eukaryota; Fungi; Ascomycota; Eurotiomycetes; Eurotiales; Aspergillaceae
Product: putative GARP complex subunit (Sac2)
Exons: 5
Coding region: 1-2022 (673 amino acids)
Biological process (GO): retrograde transport, endosome to Golgi; endocytic recycling; Golgi to vacuole transport
Cellular component (GO): GARP complex
Molecular function (GO): syntaxin binding
Source: RefSeq, a predicted model, not a curated record
AUGUGGCGCGACCGCAUUUCAGGCCAGUCUACCCCUUCGGGUGCUAAUUGCAAUCCCUCGUUACCUCGCCGAUCCUCCUCUCAGCUCUCCCGGGACCCCUACAGCAACCGCCCCAGAGCCGCCUCUAGAAACUCGUCCACUUCCCUGCUUUUAACUCCGAGCGACUCGACUACAUCUCUUCCGGGAACGGGAAGACCUUCCAAUGGCUUGGGGCUGAGACAAACAAGUGCGCAGCAGUCGCGCCCGGCUGUUGUCCCUGAUCCAUUGGAGGUAUUGAACGGGAUCAUCGGCAAGGAGAAACAGGCGAAAGACAUUCCACAGUUAUCAACCCUACCGGAUAGGCCGACCGAGCUAGUACAGGCCAUCAAUUUCGACGGAUUGAGCCUGGAGGAGUUUGUGGCCAAAGCUGACCCGACACCGGCUCGAAAGGCACGUGGCAGUGAUAUCAACGCGCAAACGAUCCAGCAGUUCGAGCAGGAGCGAGACAAGUUCGAGGAGUUGCACACGUCGAUCGCCGGCUGUGAUGAUGUGUCCGAGUCCGUUGAGCUGUACCUGAAUGACUUCCAGACCGAACUGGGGGCCGUAUCUGCGGAGAUUGAAACGUUGCAGACCCGCUCCACCCAGUUGAACGCGAUGCUGGAGAACAGGCGCAAUGUGGAAAAGCUGCUUGGUCCGGCCGUGGAAGAGAUCAGUAUUUCGCCGAAAGCCGUGCGCACGAUCGCCGAGGGGCCCAUGGAUGAGAACUGGGUGCGCGCCUUAAAUGAAAUUGAUGGUCGGACCACAAGUAUCGAAGCUAAGGCGUCUUCAUCCAAUGGAUUCAAGGCCAUUGAGGAUGUGCGCCCACUUUUGAUUGACGUGAAGAAUAAGGCGAUCGAACGAAUUCGGGAUUACUUGGUGUCGCAGAUUCGAGCAAUGCGAUCACCGAAUGUCAAUUCGCAAAUCAUUCAGCAGCAGCGACUAGUGAGGUUCAAGGACCUGUACAGCUAUCUUGCAAAAGCCCAUCCCAAACUUGCUGAAGAGAUUUCCCAGGCGUACAUCAACACAAUGCGCUGGUACUAUAAUUCCAAUUUUACUCGUUAUCUCCAGGCACUCGAGAAGAUCAAGGUCUAUCCCAGUGAUCGAAAUGAAGUUCUCGGAGGCGACCCCUCAUCACAUCGAACCGGAAAUAUUCUCCCUGGUGGCCGAGCUGGCUCUGCCGCACAUGAUCCUUUCUCACUGGGUCGACGUAUCGAUAUGCUCCGAACUGGAAACCAACAGGCGUUGUCCUCUUAUCUGGCGGAGGAAGAUAACACAUGGCACGGCAUCGAAGCGCCCUUCCGAAACUUCAACGUUGCCCUGGUGGACAAUGUAUCUGCAGAGUACUCUUUCAUGACCGAGUUCUUUUCUCCCCUGACAUUCCAUCGCAUCUCCCGCAAGGCCGUGGAGAUAUUCGAGCCUGUAUUUACGCUCGGCCAGAACCUGACGAAGAAACUGAUCGAGCACAACACGGAUUCUCUGGGUGUUUUGAUGUGUGUCCGCCUGAACCAACACUCUGCAUUCGAGCUCCAGCGACGCAAGGUGCCUGUCGCCGACUCAUACGUCAACGGGAUUAACAUGCAGCUGUGGCCUCGCUUCCAGGUCAUCAUGGACCUACACGCCGAGUCGCUCAAGCGGGUUGGGUCGAAUACUGGUCGCAGCGCGGUCUCUGCCUUGUCAAUAGCAGGUGGAGAUGACCUGAAGAACUCAUCGGCGCCGCAUUUCCUGACCCAACGGUUCGGUCAACUCAUGCAUGGGAUCUUGGUUCUGAGUAGCGAUGCCGGAGACGACGAGCCCGUGUCUAACAGCUUGGCCCGGCUACGCACCGAGUUCGAUGCUAUGCUGGCGAAACUGAGUCGAAACGGGACGGACGCGAAGCGCAGAGAACGAUUCCUCUUCAACAAUUAUUCAUUGAUCUUAACCAUCAUUAGCGAUACCCAAGGCAAAUUAGCAGUCGAGCAGAGACAGCACAUGGACGAGAUGCUUAAGAAUUGUAGCAAGCGUUAG